Messenger RNA from Dovyalis caffra, 2757 nucleotides. The record is from the annotation of a GenBank genome assembly. Lineage: Eukaryota; Viridiplantae; Streptophyta; Magnoliopsida; Malpighiales; Salicaceae.
AUGGAUUUCUCUCUUAAAAAAUCAUUCAAAGCCAACGGCUCUUUCAAACACAUCAGGGGAUUUUCUGGUGGUGGAGGGGCAGCCAAUGAUUCUAGCAUCAGCCAUGAAGAGAUGCCUAUUCUCCACCACCAUCAAUCAGAUGUUCUAACUGACAUUCAACGAGAAACGUCAAUAGGUUCAAAUCAUCAUAAUGAGGUAAUUGUCAAGGUCAAGGAUGGCAAUUCCAGCUCAGAAGAAAGUGUUAGUAGUGGUGGUAAGGUUAACAGGGAACCAAGUUUUGGUUUUACGCAAAAUGGGGAACAGGACAUGAUGCAAGAUCCGCCAUCGAAGCUGAUCAGUCAGUUCUUGGAAAAUCAGAAAAUCUAUGGUGGCGGGGAGAUUUCAUUGGACAUGGACAUGGAAAUGGAUGAACUAAAAGGUAAGCAAGGAUCAUCACAUGUAGCAAACUCGUCUUCUUCUCCAGGAUCUCUAGGGACUAAGCAAUUCUCAAGAGAAAUCCGUGUGUCGUUCGAACCGUCUUUCUCUGGUGACAGCAUUAAUAGCGCAGCCGAGUCUGUUAGAAGGCGAUGCAAAGAGAAUGGUUCAGUCAAUUCUCAUAAACAAGAGGAUGGUUCGGUCAAUUCUCAUCAACAAAAACGAGAACAAAGAUGCGAAGAAGUUUUGAAGUGCUCGUCUAAUGCAUCCUUUCGGAGAGAAUCCCGUCUAUUGUCAAGAUUGAAAACAAAAUCAAGACUUAUAGAUGACCCUUCGCCAGAGGAAUUGGAGAGAAUGUCAGGGAGGAUACCGAAGUCUGGACCGAUGAAAUCCGGGAUGUUAAGUAGGGUUUUGGACGAUGAAGAGGAUGAGGAUCCAUUAGAGGAUGAGGACUUACCGGAGGAGUAUAAGAAGGGCAAGUUAAGUACACUGAUUGUGCUCGAAUGGUUGAGUUUGAUUGUGAUUGUAGCUGCAUUGGUGUGCAGUCUUUGUAUUCGUGCUUUAAGGAAAGUAAAACUUUUGAACCUUAAAUUAUGGAAAUGGGAGGUUUUGUUGUUGGUUUUGAUAUGUGGAAGGUUGGUAUCAGGAUGGGGGAUUCGUUUGAUAGUGUUUUUCAUUGAAAGAAAUUUUAUGUUGCGGAAGAGGGUUUUGUAUUUUGUUUAUGGAUUGAGAAAGGGAGUGCAGAAUUGUUGGUGGUUAGGGCUUGUGUUGUUGGCAUGGCACUUUUUGUUUGACAAAAAGGUUCAAAGGGAUACUAAGAGUGAAAUUCUCAAAUAUGUUACUAAAAUCUUGGUUUGUUUUUUGGUGGGGAAUUUCAUAUGGUUGAUUAAAACUUUGGUGGUUAAGGUUCUUGCUUCAUCUUUCCAUGUUAGUACCUAUUUUGAUAGGAUUCAGGAGUCACUCUUCAAUCAAUUGGUGAUUGAAGCAUUAUCAGGUCCACCAUUGAUUGAAAUACAAAAAGCUGAGGAGGAUGAAGAGAGGACUGCUGCCGAGGUUCGUAUGCUGCAAAAUGCUGGGGCUCCUUUGCCUCGAGAACUCAAGGCAGCUAUCUUCCCAUCAGCAAAGAGUGGAAGGUUGAAUGCGAAUAGAGGAACGCAGAAAACUUUCACAGCAAAAAGCUUUAAAUUUUCUGGGAACCUUUCACAAAAGGGGGAGAAAAAAGGAGAUGAGGGGAUCACGAUUGACCACUUGCAUAAACUUAAUACCAAGAAUAUUUCAGCUUGGAAUAUGAAAAGGUUGAUAAAACUUGUGCGGGAUGGUUCAUUGUCCACUUUGGAUGAGCAGAUACUAGAUGCUGCUUCUGAGGAUGAUCCCACGAGACAUAUCAGAAGCGAAUACGAAGCUAAAGCCGCAGCAAGGAAGAUUUUUUAUAAUGUGGCUUGCAAGGGUUCAAAGUACAUCUACUUGCAGGAUUUGAUGCGCUUUUUGCAAGAAGAUAAAGCUCUGAAGACAAUGGGUUUCUUUGAAGAAGCAUCUGAAACCAGCAGAAUCAGUAAAUCAUCCCUGAAGAACUGGGUGGUCAAUGCUUUCAGGGAAAGGAGGGCCCUUGCUCUAACAUUGAACGAUACAAAGACUGCUGUGAACAAGCUGCAUCAGAUGAUAAACGUAGCAGUUGGCAUUGUUAUAAUUGUGAUCUCCUUAGUCAUACUUGGAAUUGCCAAAAGCAAAUUUUUUGUGCUUCUAGGAUCACAGAUUCUUGUUGUGUCUUUUAUUUUUGGAAAUACUGCCAAGACAUUAUUCGAGUCGAUUAUCUUCUUGUUCGUUAUUCAUCCAUUUGACGUUGGAGAUAGGUGUGAGAUAGAUGGAGUCCAGCUGAUAGUGGAGGAGAUGAACAUUCUAACAACAUUUUUCCUUAGAGCUGACAACCAGAAAGUUUUAUAUCCUAAUAGUGUUCUUGCAAGCAAACCAAUCGGAAACUACUAUCGUAGUCCUGACAUGGGCGAUUCGGUCGAAUUCCACAUCCACAUAUCCACUCCGCCCGAAAAGAUUUCUCUUAUGAAGCAGAGAAUAACAAGUUACAUUGAAGGCAAGAAAGAGCACUGGUAUCCUGAUCCUUCAUUUAUACUCAAGGAAGUGGUAGAUUUGAACAAGCUGACGGUAGCAGUAUGGAUUAGGCAUAGAAUGAACCAUCAAGACAUGGGAGAGAAAUGGAAAAGAAGAGCUCUUCUGAUAGAAGAGAUGGUGAAAAUAUUCAUGGAGCUUGACAUUCAAUACCGCUUAUUUCCUAUUGACAUCAACAUCCGUGCCAUGCCUCUCCCUGAAAAAAAUUAUCGCCUGUCCUAG